AUGGGUCCCGAAGGUGAUCGUCGGGCGUCAGCCACAGCACGGCAGACCAACGACGACGACGCCAUCACGCCAGUUCCGGAGUUGCAAACACAGGCUCCUUCAGAGAGAACGAUUUCUCCCGCGAACCGAGAGCUGUCACCCGAAGUCGCCUCCGUUCGCCAAGAGGAGCGUUCCCCGAGCAGAUGGCGAGGAUACUUUGCCAAGAGCGGGAAGCUCAGACCGUUCAGACUGCUGAAGGAGGACUCUCUCAACUUCAGACUGCGAUACAUAUCAGACUGGACUGUGUUCAACCAACUCGUGCUGGCCAGUGCGAUCUACGUCUUCUUUACUAACAUUUUGCCCGGCAUCACCUUUGCCAGCGACUUGUACGUUCUGACUGGAGAGUCGUGGGGGACGAUCGAGGUUGUGUUUAGCACAGGGCUCUGUGGGAUCAUCUUUGCUCUAUUCUCGGCCCAGCCGUUGACUAUCCUCGGUGUCACUGGUCCAUUUUCGGUUCUGGCAGAGAAUAUCUACUCGCUAUGCGAGAACUCUUUCAAGAUCCCCUUUCUGCCCUUCAUGGCCUGGUCCCUCAUCCACUCCGGCUGGAUGCACUACCUCCUCGCCAUCUUCAACGCCCACGACUACACCAUGCAGUACGUCACCGACUUUAGCGCCGAUAUCUUCUCCCUCCUAAACAGCGUAAUUUACUUCCAUAAGGCCGUCCGCGAGCUCGAGCGCACCAAAGCCGCGGUCUCGCUCGCGGCCUUUCUCUACUCCAUCAUCGGCGCAGUGGGCACCUGUCUCCUCGCCAUCUUCCUCUCGACGGCGCCGUCGUGGAAGCCGCUGUUCCACAGGUACGUCCGCAUGGGCCUCGCGGAGUACGCCGCCGCCAUCUCCAUCGUCUUCUUCAUCGGCAUGCCCUACGUCGGCGACCUGGCGCACCUCGACCACAACAGGCUGGAGGUCUCCAAGACGUUCAGGCCGUCGUCGCCGAGCCGGGACGUCUUCUUUGUCGAGUUCUGGAAGCUCCCCAUCGGCUGGAUCUUCAUCGCCAUCAUCCCGGGCAUCAUCAUCACGGUGCUGUUCUACUUUGACCACGAGAUCAGCAGCAUCAUCUGCACGGCGAAGAGGUACGGCAUCCAGAAGCCUGGGGGCUACGCGUGGGAUAUCAUGCUUCUGGGCACGACGACGAUUAUGUGCGGUAUUCUCGGGAUCCCGCCAGCGAACGGACUCCUUCCUCAAGCACCGCUACACUCUGAAUCUCUCAUGCACACCGUCGUCGAAGAUCCUCCCGCCCCGAACUCUGAGCCCGGCGAAGACCCCCCAUUGAAACCCUUGAUACGGGUCUACGAACAGAGAUAUUCGCCCCUCAUCCAAGCGGCUGGCAUCUUACUCUUCGUCUCACCGCCCUUUCAACACGUCCUGGGCUUCACGCCUACCUCUGUCCUCGCAGGACUGUUUAUGUUCAUGGGCUACCAGUCGCUAUCCGUCAACCCGAUCCUCAACAGAAUCUGGCACCUCCUCACGCCCAUAUCGGAACUUCCUGCUUUGCCCCAGGGCGCGUCCUGGCUGGGCAUUCACAUGUAUACCAUCUCGCAGAUCAUCCUCACCGGCAUCGUUUUUGGAGUCACAUUGACCGUCGCAGCCCCAGGGUUCCCCAUCAUCAUCAUCAUCUUGGUCCCUGUCAGGCUGUUCCUGAUGAACAAAGUAUGGAAUCGGGAGACAUUGAGAUACGUCGACGGGUGGGCGACAAGAGAAGGAAAGCCGGAGGACAACGAGAACGACCGCAGGCGGGAGGCCGUCAUCGCCUCGCGCGAGUCAGCUAGACGAGUGUCCGACGAGGAGAAGGGUAUCAACCUGGCCUUCGCCAAACUCCUUCUCGAGCGCGGCUGCUCCGUCCUCAUAGGCGACCUCGCCCUCCGCCCCGAGGCAUCCUCCCUCGUCUCCCAGUACUCCCCCCAGUCCUCAUCAGACAGCAGCCGUCCGGCAGCCCACUUCCAGCAGACCAACGUCGCCUCCUGGCCGCAGCUCUCCCGCCUAUGGGACACGGCGCUCGCCACCUUCCCAUGCGUCGACAUCGUCGUGCCCGGGGCGGGCAUCUUCGAGCCGGCGUGGAGCUCCUUCUGGCACGCGCCCAAGACGGCAUCGAACCCGGACACUAAGUCGCGCGACGCCGCUGCGGCGGAGCCGGGCACGUACGCGGUCAUCGAUGUCAACCUGACGCACCCGAUCCGGCUGAGCCAGCUCGCCAUCGGGCACUGGACGCAGACGCACCGGCCGGGGUGUCUGGUGCACACCCCAAUGUGGCGGGAGGACCCCGACAAGAAGCAUAUGGCCGAGGAGAAGGAAGACGCGAAGCUGUUCACGGAGCCCGAGGAGAUUGCUCGGGGCAUGCUUGAGCUUUGCGAGAACCCUGAGUACGGGAAUGGAACCAUCCUGGAGGUUGUCAAGGGAAGGAAGCGGGUUGUGCCGUUUUACCACGCCGAACCGCCACAGGGUGACGGAGUCUUCAUACCAAAGUACAAGGAGGGCGCGGAGAAGCUCUGGGACGGGUUGGAAAGCGGCGGGUUGAAGGUCUGA
Messenger RNA from Colletotrichum chrysophilum, 2559 nucleotides. RefSeq lists its product as uncharacterized. Lineage: Eukaryota; Fungi; Ascomycota; Sordariomycetes; Glomerellales; Glomerellaceae. The transcript is spliced from 5 exons. The coding region runs from base 1 to 2559 and encodes 852 amino acids. Gene Ontology annotation, biological process: monoatomic ion homeostasis; monoatomic anion transport; transmembrane transport. Gene Ontology annotation, cellular component: plasma membrane; fungal-type vacuole. The record is from RefSeq and is a predicted model, not a curated record. Gene Ontology annotation, molecular function: solute:inorganic anion antiporter activity; borate efflux transmembrane transporter activity.